AUGGCCACAAAGAAUGGGACUCUAAGCCAGGACUUCUUCUUGCUUGGCUUUCCUGGAUCCCAGGCCCUACAGCUUUCUCUCUUCGUGCUCUUCCUGGUGAUGUACAUCCUCACCAUUGGUGGUAACGUGGCUAUCCUGCUGUUGGUGAGUACUUCCCACCAGUUACAUACCCCCAUGUACUUCUUCCUGAGCAACCUCGCUUUCCUGGAGAUUUGGUACAGCACAGCUGCAGUCCCCAAAGCCUUGGCUAUCCUGGUGAGCAGGAGCCAGAGCAUAUCAUUUUCAGGGUGUCUUUUGCAGAUGUACCUGGUGUUCUCACUGGGCUGUACAGAAUACUUCCUCUUGGCAGCCAUGGCUUAUGACCGCUACCUCGCCAUCUGCAGACCUCUUCACUAUCACGUGAUUAUGAGCAGCUUGCUCUCAGUGCAGCUGGCUCUGGGGUCCUGGGUCUGUGGUUUCCUGGCCAUUGCAGUGCCAGCGACCCUCAUCAGCAGCCUGUCCUUCUGUGGUUCCCACUCCAUCAACCACUUCUUCUGUGAUAUUGCCCCCUGGAUAGCCCUGGCCUGCACCAGCACACGGGCAGUGGAGCUUGUGGCGUUUGUGAUUGCCUUUGUGGUCAUCCUGAGCUCCUGUGUCAUAACCCUGAUCUCUUACGUCUACAUUAUCAGCACCAUCCUCAGGAUCCCCUCUGGCAGUGGCCGCAGCAAAGCCUUCUCCACCUGCUCCUCCCAUCUCACUGUGGUGCUCAUCUGGUAUGGCUCCACUAUUUUUCUCCACAUCCGCACCUCUCUCAAAGAUGCCUUGGACCUGACAAAAGCCGUCCAUGUCCUCAACACAGUGGUGACUCCAGUACUAAACCCCUUCAUUUACACACUCCGGAACAAAGAAGUCAGAGAAACUCUGCUGAAGAAAUGGAGGAGAACAUGA
Molecule: messenger RNA, 927 nt
Organism: Jaculus jaculus (lesser Egyptian jerboa)
Lineage: Eukaryota; Metazoa; Chordata; Mammalia; Rodentia; Dipodidae
Product: olfactory receptor 6F1
Exons: 1
Coding region: 1-927 (308 amino acids)
Biological process (GO): G protein-coupled receptor signaling pathway
Cellular component (GO): membrane
Molecular function (GO): G protein-coupled receptor activity; olfactory receptor activity
Source: RefSeq, a predicted model, not a curated record